This is a messenger RNA of Exophiala spinifera, 654 nucleotides long. Its product is annotated as GTP-binding nuclear protein GSP1/Ran. Gene Ontology annotation, biological process: protein import into nucleus; ribosomal subunit export from nucleus. NCBI's taxonomy places the organism in Eukaryota, Fungi, Ascomycota, Eurotiomycetes, Chaetothyriales, Herpotrichiellaceae. Gene Ontology annotation, molecular function: GTP binding; GTPase activity. The transcript has 5 exons. The record is from RefSeq and is a predicted model, not a curated record. Bases 1 to 654 code for a protein of 217 amino acids. Gene Ontology annotation, cellular component: cytoplasm; nucleus.
AUGGCGGAAGCUCAAUCAGGCGUUCCUACUUUCAAGCUCGUCUUGGUCGGUGACGGUGGUACUGGCAAGACCACUUUCGUCAAGCGACAUCUCACAGGCGAAUUCGAAAAGAAGUACAUCGCCACUCUCGGUGUAGAAGUUCACCCUCUAGGUUUCUCAACCAACUUGGGUCAAAUCCAAUUCGACGUGUGGGAUACCGCAGGUCAAGAAAAGUUCGGUGGUCUGAGAGAUGGCUACUAUAUCAACGGUCAAUGUGGUAUCAUCAUGUUCGACGUCACGUCCAGAAUCACCUACAAGAACGUACCCAACUGGCACCGUGAUCUUGUCCGUGUCUGCGAAAACAUCCCCAUCGUCCUCUGCGGCAACAAAGUCGAUGUCAAGGAGCGAAAAGUCAAGGCAAAGACCAUCACUUUCCACCGCAAGAAGAACCUCCAAUACUACGAUAUUUCUGCCAAGUCUAACUAUAACUUCGAGAAGCCUUUCCUCUGGCUCGCCCGUAAACUGGUCGGCAACCCUCAACUCGAGUUCGUCGCCGCGCCAGCUCUCGCGCCACCCGAGGUCCAGGUCAACCAAGAAUUGCUCGAUCAAUACCAGAAGGAGAUGACCGAGGCUGCUGCCAUGCCUCUUCCUGAUGAGGAGGACCCGGACUUGUAA